CAAGCUUCUGAUGUCAACAACGAAAAAAAAUCAUCAUCUGACGAAAUUUCAAUACCUCAUUUUGCAGUGUGAAUCAUUUUAUGCUUGACAGAUAGUCUGACUGAUAAACUGAUAGCACUCGAAGCGUAGUAGGGUUUUCCAGUGUCAAAUGGUAUUUUUCAAAAGUAGCUCGCACAAAUUGUUGUUUCACUAGCCUCGACUGCAAUCAAACCCAAAAUGUCUUCGACUAUUACUGCCGUAAAUGUCGAUGGCAUCCAAUUCGAUCGCAACGAUUUUUUGGGGAGCGGUAGGUUCGGUUCAGUGUAUCGUGGUACAUAUAAAGGUCAAAGUAUAGCAGUCAAACGAAUUAAGAAGAGAAGUGACGGGUUUCCAUCAAUUGAGGAGUUAAAAGUUUGGCAGCAGUUAGACCACCCAAAUGUUGUAAAACUUCUUCACUGCGCAAGCGAUGACGAUUUCACUUAUCUCGCUUUGGAAUUGUGCGACGCAUCAUUGGAUCAGGUGUUUCUGAAUCAGGACGAUCCUCGAAAAUAUAAAGGACCUGCCUUAACAAAUCACUUUGAGGUUUUCUCCCAGUUAGCCUCUGGCCUCGAAUAUAUUCAUUCAAAGAAUCUGGUCCAUGGAAACAUUAAACCGGAAAACAUUCUGAUUUCUGUGAAACCUACUGACUGUGGCGAUAAGGUAACCAUCAAGUGGAGUGACUUUGAAUUUUCCAAAGCUGUCGACGAACGGGAAACAUUCACAACGAGUGGAAUCAAAGGAGGUCCACUUUGGUUCGCCCCCGAACUGUUAAAAAUGUUUGGCGAAAACCUUAGCCUAGAAAAAACCAGCAAGGAAGGCGAUGUCUUCGCAGAAGGACUCGUCUUCGGUUACAUUAUAAUAAAAGGAAGACAUCUCUACGGUGAGGAUAGUCAUUCAAUCAUGGAAAACCUCAAGGAUAACAAACCAGUUAAUAUGGAUCAAAUUCACGAAUUACAUUGGGCCCGUAAUUUGAUAGAAAACAUGGUGACUAAGCCACCUGCUACUAGAAUGACAUCUAUACAAGUCCUUGUUCAACUUCAAUCCAUAAAAAUAAGAAUUGUCAAGGAAGAAGAAAAGCUGCUUCAGCAGUUUGCAGAGCCGAAAUCGGAUUUUAUGAAUAUGAUCAAAGAUUUCAGCCAACGUGGUUUCGACGUGAACGCAAAGAGCCAAUCCAAAAUGAACGCACUCCAUUUAUUGUGUGAUUACAAUUCAACACCAAACUUAACCGAUGCAAUUCGACUGUUGGUCGAACUCGGAAUCGACGUGAACGAAAAGGACCAAUACGAAAGGAACGCACUCCAUAUUUUGUGUCGAAACAAUUCAACACCAAACUUAACCGAUGCAAUUCGACUGUUGGUCGAACUCGGAAUCGACGUGAACGCAAAGGACGACGAAGGAAUGAACGCACUCGUUUAUUUGUGUCGAUACAAUUCAACAUCAAACUUAACCGAUGCAAUUCGACUGUUGGUCAAACUCGGAAUCGACGUGAACGCAAAGGACAAAUACGAAAAGAACGCACUCCAUUAUUUGUGUGAAUAUAAUAAAACACCAAACUUAACCGAUGCAAUUCGACUGUUGGUCGAACUCGGAAUCGACGUGAACGCAAAGGACCAAUACGAAAGGAACGCACUCCAUAUUUUGUGUCGAAACAAUUCAACACCAAACUUAACCGAUGCAAUUCGACUGUUGGUCGAACUCGGAAUCGACGUGAACGCAAAGGACAAAGACGAAAGGAACGCACUCCAUAUUUUGUGUGAAUACAAUUCAACACCAAACUUAACCGAUGCAAUUCGACUGUUGGUCGAGCUCGGAAUCGACGUGAACGAAAAGGGCGAAUACGAAAGGAACGCACUCCAUAUGUUGUGUGAUUACUUUUCAACACCAAACUUAACCGAUGCAAUUCGACUGUGGGUCAAACUCGGAAUUGACGUGAACGAAAAGGACGAAUACAAAGGUAACGCACUCCAUCAUUCGUGUCAAAACCAUCGUUUGUUCUAUAGUUACAAUUCAACACCAAACUUAACCGAUGAAAUUCAACUGUUGGUCGUACCCGGAAUCGACGUGAACGCAAAGGACAAAAACGAAUGGAACGCACUCCAUAUUUUGUGUCGAUUCAAUUCAACACCAAACUUAAUCGAUGCAAUUCGACUGUUGGUCAAACUCGGAAUCGACGUGAACGCAAAGGACAAAUACGAAAAGAACGCACUCCAUUAUUUGUGUGAAUAUAAUAAAACACCAAACUUAACCGAUGCAAUUCGACUGUUGGUCGAACUCGGAAUCGACGUGAACGCAAAGGACCAAUACGAAAGGAACGCACUCCAUAUUUUGUGUCGAAACAAUUCAACACCAAACUUAACCGAUGCAAUUCGACUGUUGGUCGAACUCGGAAUCGACGUGAACGCAAAGAACAAAUACAAAAAGAACGCACUCCUUAAUUUGUGUAGUUUAGAUUCAAUACCAAACUUAACCGAUGCAAUUCGACUGUUAGUCGAACUCGGAAUCGACGUGAACGCAAAGGACAACGGAGGAAUUAACGCACUCCAUUUUUUGUGUGAAUAUAAUAGAACACCAAACAAAACCGAUGCAAUUCGACUGUUAGUCGAACUCGGAAUCGACGUGAACGCAAAGGACGACAACGGAGAGAACGCACUCCAUUAUUUGUGUCUAUACAAUUCAACACCAAACUUAACCGAUGCAAUUCGACUGUUGGUCGAACUCGGAAUCGACGUGAACGCAAAGAACGACAGAGGAGUAAACGCACUCCAUAAUUUGUGUGAAUCCAAUUCAACACCAAAGUUAACCGAUGCAAUUCAACUAUUGGUUCAACUCGGAGUCGACUUGAACGCAAAGAGCCAAUACAAAGAGAACGCACUCCAUCGUUUGUGUGAAUACAAUUCAACACCAAACUUAACCGAGGCAAUUCAACAGUUGGUCAAACUCGGAAUCGACGUGAACGAAAAGGGCGACAGAGGAAUGAACGCACUCCAUUACUUGUGUCAAAACCGUUUUUUGGGUAGAUUCGACGAAACAACAAACUUAACCGAUGCAAUUCAACUGUUGGUCAAACUCGGAAUCGACGUGAGCGAAAAGGGCGACAAUGGAAUGAACGCACUCCAUUACUUGUGUCAAAACCAUUUUUUGGGUAGACACGACGAAACAACAAACUUAACCAAUGCAAUUCAAGAAUUGGUCAAACUCGGAAUCGACGUGAGCGAAAAGGGCGACAGAGGAAUGAACGCACUCCAUUACUUGUGUCAAGACCGUUUUUUGGGUAGAUACGACGAAACAACAAACUUAACCGAUGCAAUUCAACUGUUGGUCAAACUCGGAAUCGACGUGAAAGCAAAGGACUACAGAGGAAUGAAAGCGGUCAAUUACUUGACAGAAUAUCGGAGCAAACAAGAACGGCAGAAAUAUGAAAAAAGGGGAGGACAAUUCGUGGACGAGGCCAUUCGAUUCCUAGAGAACGCAGCUAUUACUGAUUUCUCUAAACUGAAAUAUGGAGAAUAUAAGCAUGACAGAUUUAAGUUCGUUGAAGAGGAAGAAAAAUUGCUUCAAAUGCAACCUUCGAGGAGAAGGUUUUCAUCGGUUCUACCUAGAAUAAGCGGAUUAUCCAUUCACGACGAUAACGUUAACACAAAGGACAAGGGUAAAAGGAAUGAACUCCAUGUUUUGUGUCAAAGCAAUUUCAGUCCCAAUUUAAUCAUUGAAAUACAACGCUUGAUCGAACUCGGAUACAAGGUGAAUGAUAAGGACAAGGGCGGACGGAACGUGCUCCAUUACUCGUGUCAAUACAAUUCCAGUCCUAAUUUAGUAGAGGCAAUUAAACUCUUCAUCGAAAACGGAAUCGACGUGAACGCAAUGGACAACGAAGAAUUUAACGCACUCCAUUAUUUGUGUCGAUUCAAUUCCAGUUCAAACUUAACGGACGCAAUUCAAAUGUUAAUCCAACACGGAAUCGACGUGAACGCAAAGAACUUUAUUGGAUGGAACGCUCUUCAUCUAUCGUGUCGAUUUCAUUCAAGCUCAAACUUGCUGGAAAUACUUUCAAUUUUAAUCGAAAAAGGAGUGGAUAUCAACGAAAAAACGACGCAUGGUGACAGAGCAAUCGACAUCUUAGUCAAGAAUGGGAUGGAUGAAGAUCAGAAAUCAAACGUCCUCAGAUUUUUGAUUCGCUAUGGGAUUCAAGUGCACCAAGAAAAUAAAGCCAGUCCAAAUGUGAAUCAAAUGAACUUUUUCAAACAAAACGACAAUUACGGUGACAAGUUUUUAAAUUUUCUGGCAAAGAAAAAAAUGCGUUUGGGAUGGCACGAGAAAUGUGAAAAUUGCCAUCAAAUACUGUCAAUUGAGAGAAAUUCCCGAGCGCGAUUGCAGCACCACCACAUGUUUAGCAGCUGUUACAGAGUGUUUCACUUUCUGAUGAAACAUUUAGAAGAAUGGGCCAAAUCGAAGCCAAAUUCUGGACAAUCCGAGCUGCGUAAGAGCAACCCAACAGAAUGGCUACGCGAAAAAGCAGAACAAUACCGUGAAAGUGAAACCGGAAAAAGCUUCAAAGAAGAUUUUGAAGUCAUGGCUGACGUUAGUGAACAAGUAAAAAAAGGGAGCAACUCGAGUGAAUUCAAUUGUGACCACUACGAACGCUAUUUGAGAUCCAUGUACUCGAUUGCUGGAUUGAUUGAAUGCGACGAGUCAAUGGGACAAAUCAAAUGGUUUUUUCUUUUGCCUUUUGAUUUCCCUAUUGAUUAUGGUGAUGAGAAAGAACCAGACAUCAAACGAGCGAAAAUUGAAUGGGACAGGACGCUUUUCAGCUGGGCACACAAAGAAACUGACGAAUAUUACGGCAAAUUUAGGAAAGAAGAUGCCAACGACGGCUAUUUCCUGCCCAAAGAGUUCAAACACAAGUGCCAUGAAAUCGAUGGCAAAUCACAAAACCAUUACGUGGAGCAACUCUUUAGGGGGAUGUUGGAAACCAACGCCAACAAAAGAAUAACAUCGACAGAGAUCGCUAAGCAAAUGAAAUCCAUCGAAAAUAAGCUUUAUGAAAAAGAAGAAGAAUUGCGUCAACUAUGUGCUACUGACUCUUCUCCGGCUCUAGUGCAAAAAAUCAGAGACAUAACUAGCCUCGGAAUCGACGUGAACGCAAUGGACAAGGACGGGCGGAAUGCGCUUCAUUACCUGUGCCAACACAAUUCAAGCUCAACAUUAAUCGACGCUAUUAAGCUCUUGAUUGAACUAGGAAUUUGCAUCAUGUCCAACGGCCACGACGCAAGAACUAUAUUACGCCAACAUUAUAAUAAAAGCGACAUAGAAGAAAUCAUAGAACUACUUGACGGAGCAUCUCGUGACUAAGAUAAUCAACAAACGCUUAAUGCUCCUCGCGAUCCCGAACGGUCACUAGGCCAACCAGUGUUCUUUGUUAGCUUAAGUUUGCUUUUCCUAAUACUUGUAGGGUUCUUGCAAUCAUUUUUGUUCAGUGAAAAAGAGAAAUGAUGUAGGCAGACGGAAUUACAUGUAACAGAAGCCUGGCCAUUUUUCAAACUAGAGUUUACGGUUCGUACUGAAUAAUAGCGUUGUAAUAUUGUCUCGAAUGUAGUUUUCCCCUCCUGGUGAAGGUAUAAAAUGCACUUGGACUCUUUGAUGCACAAAGACGCUGGUAGCAAAGCACAACAUUUUGGAGUAGAUAAAAAUAAAACGAAUAAAUGAUUUGAAAAUA
Molecule: messenger RNA, 5731 nt
Organism: Daphnia magna
Lineage: Eukaryota; Metazoa; Arthropoda; Branchiopoda; Diplostraca; Daphniidae
Exons: 8
Coding region: 217-5367 (1716 amino acids)
Biological process (GO): intrinsic apoptotic signaling pathway in response to endoplasmic reticulum stress; IRE1-mediated unfolded protein response; protein phosphorylation
Cellular component (GO): IRE1-TRAF2-ASK1 complex
Molecular function (GO): ATP binding; protein serine/threonine kinase activity; RNA endonuclease activity
Source: RefSeq, a predicted model, not a curated record